GUUAAUGCAUGCGGAUCCGAAGAUCAACAGCUGUUGUAGGGUCAUGAGCACUGAUGUUAGUUUCCAUCCCGAUGGAGGUGGGUGCCAGUUGCGAGGUGAUGACGAAUCGAAUGCUAUGGAGGAUGGCGAGAUUGUCGAAGCCGAGGAUACGUCGUUCAUCCCGCUUGUCACAAAUCAAGCAACUCUUGGAGAGACAAACGAUGAACUAAGCAACUCGAGUGAUGACGAACCUCCCGAGGAAAUCCUCAACAGAGUAGCAAAAAAGAAAGCUGAGGAGGAGCAAGCUCUCACAGCGCAAGUGAUUGAUCCCAAGCUCUGCGCCAUGUGUCAAAAAGUUCCUCAUAAGUAUAGGUGUCCCAAAUGUGAUCUACGAACUUGUUCAGUGGAUUGCUCCAAGAAGCAUAAAGAGGAAAGAGACUGCGAUGGUGUCCGUCCACCAUUUGAGCCCGUUUCCAAGCUGUCGCAGUUCGAUGCCAACAAAUCGAUCCAGGACCAGCGAUUUUUGAGCGCUGUGCAGAGCAACAUUAAGAAAUCUCCCGUAAAUGCUUCGCUGCCGUCGACGUCAAAUGGUCACCACUCUGACAUGAUAUCUGAAGGGGUGCGGAUGCUUGAAUCAGUACACCACGAUAUGGAAACAAUGUGUGAAAGGAGAGACGACAACGAAGAGAACGCAGACGGUUCUCGCUUCAAAGCUAAUUCCGUAAAAGAGCGUUAUCUCAUCCAGAACGCUUUACGGCGCCGAAUUUGGCUCUCGUACAGCGACGACAAAGGUGGCGAAGACAGUUCAAGACAUGAGCAAUUUUCCGACACUAUAUUUUGGUGUGUUGACCUCAACUUUACAAAGCAGUUGGAGGAUGGCACGAUUUCUACGUAUACAUAUCGUGUCCAGAACAUCCCGGAAACUAUCAGACUUGUUACGAUACUGCGUCAAUUUUUGAAGCCUCGCAUACAUGGCUGCAUCGUAUCGAGGUCAGAUCUUGACCUAGAAAAGCUUUCGCCAUUCAUAGAAGCUGGUAUCGAAAGCGUUAAUGCAUUCAUGCGGGUGCCGAACUUUGAGCCAGAGAGAUAUUAUCUCAUAGACAUCCAAAAGGAUCUGCUGCACAAUACUAGGAACAGAGUUAUCAUCGAUCACCCGAAAAUUAUCAUUACCUUAGACACGGAAUUCGUAACAUCUUAUAAUCUCAUAUCGGAAGCAGAAGCUGAAGAGAUUAGAGAGAAACAACGACAGUCAAGAGCAAUGGCUCAGGCAGCGGACCGGUGUAACGGCUUCGAUGGCCCUCGUGGUGGAUACCGCGGAAAUCGUGGCGGAUUUCGCGGCAGGGGAGCCCCCCGUGGUCAUCGAGGAGGAUUUCAUGAGCAGAAUGAUUAUGGAAAUCGAGGACAUAGAGGACGACCCUGGGGACGCGGUGAUCACCAUGGAAAGAGAUCUUGGGAUCGAGAAGGUGACGACGGUUACCAUAACAAAAGAGGACGAGGUGGAAGAGGUGGGGAUCGUGGCCCACCGCGCAGUUACGGGUUUCGGUUGUAUCAUAAACGCAAUUUUAUGGGGCUUAGUGAAAGAGAUCCUGUCAAAUCCGAGUUCACAUCGCGAGCUGGUGGUGACCUUCCCGUCCAUAUAAGGAAUUUAAUGCAGGAAAUUGUGAAUGAUGAACUUGGAGCACGCCGAGAGGAUGUCCUUCCAUCAGCCGUCUCAAUGGAAACAGAUGAACCGAUAACCUCUGCCGCUGCAACAGACUCCACUACCGAAAGAGAACGAAUUCCACGAAAACUGAGUAAAACUAUGGAUGCAUUGCUUGGACAUGCAAAUGUCAUAUACGCAAGAGGAAACACCAAGGAGGCAUUGGCUGUUCUGCUUGAGGUUAUACGUCAAGAGCCGCGAAAUGCGGCAUCGUACCGGCAGGUCUCUGAUAUCUACCAAGAGCUAGGCGAUUAUCAGAAAAGCUUGCAAUAUGGUCUACUGGCCGCGCAUCUGGAUCCACGCACACCUGCCGAAGACUGGGCGCAUUGGGGAGAUGAGUCAAAAAAGCUUGAACUCAUCGAAGAAGCUGCUGCCUGCUACGGACGAGAUCUCCGUCCACUGGCAAUGCGUACUCGACUACAAGCAGCACAAAUGAUAAAUCCUUCUCAAGCAGGUGUUGAUUUCGAGUGGUUCCAUGAGCUGAUUAAGACGGUGGCACAGUAUUACAUCACCAUAAAUGACGAAGAUCGGGCUAUACUUGCUCUCGAGGCUUUCGUACUGCGCAGCAAAGAGUUUGGCAGAUCUGCGGAUACCCAGCAUGAGACAUUGAUAGGCAUGUGGAUAGCUAAGAACAAAUUUACCGAAGCUGCCAAAUCAAUUUUUGCAUUAUGUGACGGAAUUACGGUUACGAACAAAAUGGAUGGAUCUCCUGCCAUGUCGAUUUCGCUUUCACAUGGUACGUACUCUGUUGAACCAUUCCCACCGAAAGGUGAAGUGGAGUUUCAUGUAGAGGAUAGCUUUAGCACAAGAACACUUAGUCGACUCAUUGUCUGCUUUAUUGGAUUGGGCAAAAGAGACUUAGCUAACCCUCUGAAAGCUGUACUACUUAAACGAAAUCUAUCAAAUCACGAGGAUGAACCAUAUGUACUCGAGAUAGCUAGAGCGUUCUACAAUUGUGACGCGUUCAAAACCACAAAGGCAUUGAAAGAUGUCCCGACAGCUAUGGAAUCUUUCGAAAAAGUUUUGCAAAUCAAUCCUGGGCAUGUCGACGCUAGAAUCAAUCUAUCUGGUCUGCAGCAGAAAAUGGGACAGUCUGAUCGUGCCCUGGAAACGCUCCAGGACUAUGAUCUGGAUACAUGCACGCAUCUGCCGGAUGAGAGGUUACUCAUUCGUCAAACCGAUGUGCUCUUCGACUCGCAGAAGACGGAACAGUUCAUUCGUACUUGUAGAAUGCUCCUCACACCGUACUUUUAUGAAGUGCACCGCAGUCAGGAAAGCGUUGGAAGGCGGAGAAGUACGAAAACUGGAUUCUUCCUCAGUAAUACGUUACGAGUUGCCGCUAUGAAUGCCAUCACAAACACGAACUGGGAGAAGUUCGUACGUCGUCUAGGUGCGGCUGCUUUUAGCGAGCGACGUGGUGUUGAUGACAUGGAUCCUGCGCUGAUGCACGACUAUUGUCUCAGGCUCAUUGAGUGCUUGCUAUCUGCUAAACGCUAUCAGGAUAUGCUUGUUGUCUGUUGUUAUGCGUUUCUACAGCCUCGCAUCACUAAAUCUGAGAAAUCAUCAACAUUCCAAAAUCUUCUAUACUUUUGUGCCAUCAAAGCACAGUCAUGGUCCGUAGCGUUUGAGUAUGUUCGAUGGUUUCACAGUCUUACAAACACGGCGUAUCAACUGACUCUGCCAAAUACCCGUGAGGUACUUUCGAGACGCAUAUUCAAUGCGAUGAAUUACGUUUUCGUGCACUCGCAAAAUGUGUGCUAUCAUCGGUACAUCAUGAGAUCCCUAGCCAAGUCUCCGGGAAAUUAUGCACUUCAAAUUAUUUCUGGUAACAAUUCGCUCAUAACGGGAACCUACCGACAUGCUUUGGGGGAAUAUCUUCGUGUUUGGAACCAGAAUAAGAACAACCCGUUGGUCUGCUUGCUUCUGGCGCUGACGUUCACACACAUGUCAUGCAAAAAGGACCUCAGCAGUAGGCACAUGAUCGCAAUCAGGGGAGUUGCUUUUAUGAAACUGUAUGAGAAAAAUAGGAACUGUCGGCAAGAAGUCUACUACAAUAUCGCCCGUAUGUUCCAUCAGAUGUCUAUCACACCUAUCGCAAUAUACUUUUAUGAAAAGGUGUUGGCAGAACCACCGCCAGUCGUUUACCAUGUCGAUGAAGAGGGAAAUGAGGUUUUACGGCCGGAAAGCAUGUAUGACAUGCGCCGCUUUGCUGCUCAUAAUCUUGCAUUGAUGUACCGCGCCAGUGGAAAUGACUACCUUGCAAGGAAGAUGUAUGAAAAAUAUCUUGUAGUAUAGUGAAAUUACUGUUAUACUAUUACUAAUAACAUUACUAUUUUGAUGUCAUGCGUUAUGUUGUUAUCUCUGGUCUCAAACUGAUCUCGGGUCUAUAUCGUAUGUUUUUUAGUAAUAAUUUCAGUGUUCAUUAGACUUACAUUCUCUUUAUGCAGC
Messenger RNA from Cylicocyclus nassatus, 4126 nucleotides. The record is from the annotation of a GenBank genome assembly. NCBI's taxonomy places the organism in Eukaryota, Metazoa, Nematoda, Chromadorea, Rhabditida, Strongylidae.